Messenger RNA from Brienomyrus brachyistius, 3515 nucleotides. RefSeq names its product voltage-dependent calcium channel gamma-5 subunit. NCBI's taxonomy places the organism in Eukaryota, Metazoa, Chordata, Actinopteri, Osteoglossiformes, Mormyridae. The transcript has 6 exons. Bases 555 to 1382 code for a protein of 275 amino acids. Gene Ontology annotation, molecular function: channel regulator activity; voltage-gated calcium channel activity. The record is from RefSeq and is a predicted model, not a curated record. Gene Ontology annotation, cellular component: AMPA glutamate receptor complex; postsynaptic density membrane. Gene Ontology annotation, biological process: transmission of nerve impulse; neurotransmitter receptor transport, postsynaptic endosome to lysosome; calcium ion transport.
UCUAAGUUACACUAAUUAUAUAGAUACAAACAAUGUUAUUACUACGUGUUGGAUAUUAAACAUGCCACAAAUUGUAAUCGAUGUGGUGAAAGGGCUUAAUCAUAUAUUGCUUUUUCUCGUCCAGUAGUCACGUGAAAAUGCUAUAUCUUGUGACUAGUAUUUAGUUGUUUGUGCAGCCUCCUCGAUGCAUGCAGUCUGCCUAAAAGCGCCUGGAGAGUGUGGAUCGUGCUGAUGAUUUAAAAAGGCGGCUCCCUGAAGGCGCUGUCUUAGCGGAGGGACCUGUCGGCAUCCUACCUGCGUGCGGGCAGCUGCCAGGGAGCUAGAGAUCAGAAAGCGCUUCAUCGUGCGUUUCUGCGCCAAGGGUACGGCAGCGAUCCGACCGAAGACACGGGGACGCGGGACGGGGGCACCAAACGUCCGCGGACCCGCGGGAGACUGCGCGCUUACGGUAAAGGAGACCCACAUGUGAUACUAUUUCACACUGGAUUUAGGGGAAAUCUUUGCAGACCCUUCCCUAUUUCACUGCCGGCGCCCCCUGUUGGAGAGUCUGUGGAAUGAGCAUAUGCGGCAGGAAAGCGUUGACGUUGCUGAGCAGCGUGUUCGCCGUCUGCGGCCUGGGGCUGCUGGGCAUCGCCGUCAGCACCGACUACUGGCUCUACCUGGAGGAGGGGGUCAUCCUGCCCCUGAACCAGAGCACUGAGAUCAAGAUGUCUCUGCACUCGGGCCUCUGGAGGGUCUGCUUCCAGGCAGGUGAGGAGACGGGCCGCUGCUUCACCAUCGAGUACGUCAUGCCCAUGAACGUGCAGAUGACCUCGGAGUCCACCAUCAGCGUGCUCAAGAUGAUCCGCUCGGCGACGCCGUUCCCCCUGGUCAGCCUCUUCUUCAUGUUCAUCGGCUUCGUGCUCAGUAACAUUGGACACAUCCGCCCGCACCGCACCAUCCUCGCCUUCGUGUCUGGCAUCUUCUUCAUCCUUUCGGGCUUGUCGCUCGUCGUGGGCCUGGUGCUGUAUAUAUCCAGCAUCAACGACGAGAUGCUGAACCGGACCAAGAGCAACGAGGCCUACUUCAGCUACAAAUAUGGCUGGUCCUUCGCCUUCGCUGCCAUUUCCUUCCUGCUGACAGAGACUGCAGGCGUGAUGUCAGUCUACCUCUUCAUGAAGAGGUACACGGCAGAGGAGAUGUACCGGCCGCAUCCGGGCUUCUACCGACCCCGGCUCAGCAACUGCUCCGACUACUCGGGCCAGUUCCUGCACCCGGACGCCUGGGUGCGAGGUCGCAGCCCCUCGGACAUCUCCAGCGAGGCCUCGCUGCAGAUGAACUCCAACUACCCAGCUCUCCUCAAGUGUCCCGACUACGACCAGAUGUCCUCCUCCCCCUGCUGAGGCCCAUGGCCUGACCAUGGGGGGGGGGGGGGGGGGCAAACACACCCCCGGCCAAAAGAAUGAGUGACGGUGGGUUCCCAGCAGCCCGUUAGGUUAGAACCCCAGACGCUUUCUCUCGCCUUGUGACAGUCAGACUCAGCUAAGUCAGUGUGUCAGGUAGCAAGGAGCCUUGUCAAGCACACAUACCCUGCUCGUCUUAGUAAAAGUGAUUUAGCAGUGGCUGCUUUCUUUCCCUAUUCCAUAGGGCUUCGUUUCAUUAAUUAACAGGCAAUUUCUCGUUGGAUUAAGCAACUGUGUGAGAUGAUCAGAAAAUACAGCCACACGCUUUGUCUAUGCUCCUUCAAUAGAGACUUCAGCCAUCUUGGGUCAAUAUCUGACUGACUUUACUGUGCUCCGUAAGGUGAUGCAAAAAGUAACGCUUUCCUGUUAUUUUAUUUCUUCAGACCAUGAAAACAAGGGUGUCAGAUGUUUCUUAGACACUACAAAGAUUUAUGUGAAUGUUAAUAGUUUCAUCUGGAAUCACCGUCUUACGGUCCGCCCACAGACAUCCUCCACAACCAAUCCGCUGAGACUAAACCCAUCCAAUCAGGGCGCAGUGGAAAGCUGACACACUCACGUUAGACACACCCACCUCUCACUCCAAUUUCCAUUUUUUUUGCCUUUAACAGGAGAAAUCAUCAUAAUUCUUGUGUGACAAGGACCAGCAGAACAGUUCAUGCGUGUGUGAAAUGUUGUGCUGCUCGAAAAGACUUCUUACAAGACACACAAAUGGUGGACAUUACUUAUCAAAGACAAAUAAUUUAAAUUAUACUAGGCUGUACUUGAAUGUGUAAACUGCAGCAGUGUUACAGUAAAUUUGCAGUAGAGUUCCAGUUUAUCCACCCUGCCAAUUUCCCAGAUUAGCAAUUGUCAUUUUAACUCUGUCUCAAGCUGUGCACUUUAAAUUUUAAAAUCUUAAUCCAUUUAUAUGAGUUUGAAUUUUUAAUAUGAAUAAAUUGACCAUGUUUGCUUUUAUCACAAAAUUAUUUACUGAAAACUAUACCUAAAAUGUAGUUUAAAAUUAAUUUUAAAUUGUUAGAGAAAGCCAUACAUUUAUAAAAAUACAAACUGUAUAUACUGAAAAUCAUUAAUAUAUCAUAACGUUACUGUAUGUAAAUACAUAAGUAAUAUUAACUCUGUAUAACAAUCAAGAUAAAAAUAUUUUAAAUAAACAAUUUGCCAAAUGUUAGACAAGUGUCAUAUAUUCGGUACUUCAUCGAUUGUCGAUAAGGUCUUAUUUUAAAGGAAUAUUAGUACAAUGAUAAGUUCCACAGCUUUACACUUUUGCAGUACUGACGUGUUCAUUGAAAAAAGAAAUGUACAGGAAAAAAAAUUAAACGUAAAGGAUAAGAAUGUGAAAUAAUUUUACACAGUUUCUUUGGCAGUGGGCUUACACAUGUUGGACAGAUCUCGCUGUUACAUAAAUGUAUGUUUCGAUUAAAUAAGGUUUCCGCAUGUACAUUGCUGUAACAGGUGUAGUCAUAAGCCGUCGGUGUUACGCAAAGCCUUUACUUUAGCAGCCUGUCUGCUGUUGUCUGAGAUGUACUGCUUCGCUUUCCAGUGGCUCAUCUGCCCGCAUCUGGCAGCUCUUUGCCUCCUGCCGCUCAAGGCUGGUAUUCAGGGGACAGCAAAGGGACUUUCAAACACUGCCGUAGCUCCGAAUUCCACACCAUUCCGUUUCUGUAUUAAGUAUACAGAAUAUUUCCUUAAGUGUAUCAAGAUUUGUCUUGUCCUGUUGUUUAGUUUCUUUUUAACAAUGUACAUAUUCAGUUACAAUACAUGUAUAUAUGUUACAGGAACAUUUUCUAUAGGCUUAUAACCGUUCUAAAUGUCUACUUUGUAAGCAUUGUACGCAUACUGAAAGUUACGACAGGAUAUAAUCUUACAGUGCUAAGACUGUCUUUGUGCACCUUCUGCAACGCAUAAUCCUGAUGUGAGCUUUUGCAUAUGUCGUAAUUUCCCAUUUUACAACUUAUAUAUUAAUUUUGGAAGUACUUUUUCGAAAGUCAGAAUUUUAUAAGCGAUCGUUCCAGUAAUUGUGUUGUACUGUAUGCACAGAAUCAUUCUGUUCAGAAAUAAAGCAGCACUGCCAUA